AGCUCCUCUGUCUCCACACUGACGUUACCUUGGCCUCUCUACAUUGCUACGCUGUAGAUGCAACAUGCUCGCCGAACCUACGGAAAGGCACUGCGGAUCGCCCAGCAUGCCCUCCGGAAAACGUCGCUGAAGCCCGCCUUGCCAUUCCGGCCAUGCUCGGGCCAGUACGUCGCGUCGUUCUCGACGAACUCGGGCGACAAGGAUGCUACCAAUCAAGACACACAAGAGCAGUCGAAGGAUGACAGCGGUGCUACGACGUCGUCAGAGGGGCCGAGGGUGGGCAGACUGGAUGAGAUGAAGCGGAAGCAGUGGACGUACACGUUGGAAGAAUUUGAAAAGUUACAGGAGAUCCUGCCAAGGGGUUCUAAUCAGCCACAGGACUACGCUGUGCUUGAUUCAGCUGCCGCACACUCUGGUACCACUGGCCUUUCACCCUUUGCACGCGGCGCUCGGACACAAGUACUCAACACGAAGGAUGUCCGGUUGGCUGAGGCCUUCGCGUCGAGCAUCGUUGGCGAAGAUCCGUCACCCCAACAAGGCGAGCGGGAUCAGCGAUCGGUCACAGUCGCUCAAGCCCUUCCGCCGUUCCCGGACAUACCACCUUAUUCGCGAGACGUCCUCACGGACGAGCAAGCCCAGACCUAUCUCGAUCCGUUGUACGGUCGAGGGUGGUAUGUCUCCUCCACUGCUGACGCGGAGGGCAACAAUGAAAAGGUUCUGACAAAAGCGGGAACGUUCAAGACCGAGGCCUCGGCUCAAACUUUCAUGCUUGACAUGCUGCGCGCUUGCCACAAGGAACUGACUGCUGCGAAGGAGCCAUUGAAGGCUAAGUCCUUAGCGGAGCAGCUUAUGAACGAGGUGGUGCACAGAGAGUCGAUCAACUCGCGGUUCAGGCUGACACGAAGUAUACUGUCACUCGAGAAGGGCAGAGCCUCACGUUCAAGACCUACACCGCGAACGCCGUUAUCCCAGGUGUUGCGACCGAGGCUCCCGAGCCGCAGUCCCAAUCCAGCGUCACCCUACAAGACGUCCGUCUGGCGCUUAUCAUCGAGCACAUGUGGGAGCUGCAAGACCGACUCGGCUUCACGAAGGUAGGUUCCUCGGAGCUCGCGCACGACCCCCGGUGGAACC
Molecule: messenger RNA, 1131 nt
Organism: Fomitopsis serialis
Lineage: Eukaryota; Fungi; Basidiomycota; Agaricomycetes; Polyporales; Fomitopsidaceae
Exons: 4
Coding region: 58-1095 (345 amino acids)
Source: RefSeq, a predicted model, not a curated record